Caenorhabditis angaria is the source of this 3875-nucleotide messenger RNA. The record is from the annotation of a GenBank genome assembly. NCBI's taxonomy places the organism in Eukaryota, Metazoa, Nematoda, Chromadorea, Rhabditida, Rhabditidae.
AUGAUUUUGCUGAUAGUCGUUGGAGUUUUUUCUGCCAUUUUUACGUAUUUGUGGAGAUUGUGGAGUUUGAGAGAAAAGGUGAGCUUUUUUUAUUCUUUGAAAAAUACCAAAUUUCGAAAGCUUUUUUCCAACAUUACAAAGUUAUGGAAAAAAAUGGGAGUGCGUUUUCAAAAUAUUAAAGGGUUUCAGUUUAUUCAGCUGACCUUGUGCUAAAUUGGUAAAUAAGUUGAUUCUUUAAUGUUCCUCAUUUCAAAAACUUCUAAAUUGAGUUUUUCUUCUAAAACCCACAAAAAAUGUGAUUAUAAAACGUGAAUAAGAGCUCUAUCGUAAAAUAAAAGCUCUAUCGUACAUUUAAUUUAUUCAUGUGUACUUCUCGAGGAAUUCAUGUCCUAACAUUUUUCAAUUUCAAUCAAACCACUUGAAUCAGAAAAACAAUGAUCAUGAGAUGUCUUAUUUUUUUUGAAACCUUUUUUUUUGUAUUUUGGUCAAUUAUCAUGUGACUUUUCUCUCAUUAGUUGGUGUCUGGAAAAUUCUAAAGAAUUCACAUUUAUCAUUUUUUUUCAUCGUUCGGAAAGUUGUUUUUAUCAUUUUUCUCCUCUUCUUUGAAAAAUCAUCAAUUAUAAAGUUUUUAAAAUAAAAAUCUUUUUUUUCCAGCGACAAUCGGAACUUCGUGAAAUUGUUGCUCGAAAACGAGCGGAACGAGAUGAAAGUGUCAAAUUUGCACAGAAAAGUGCCGAAAAAUUGGAAAAAUCAAAGUUUGACCAAAUUUCGGUCAUGAGUUUUGAGGAAUUGAAAGGUUCGUUGAAUCUAUAAAUAAAAUUUCAAAAAACAAAAAAAAAACAUUUUUUUUCAGAAAAUCUUCAAAAUGGUUCAAUAAGUUGUUUGGAAGCAGUUCGAACAUAUUAUCAAAAAGCAAUUUUGGCAAAUAAAUCGACAAAUUCGAUUUGCAUGUUUAUUUUGGAAUCGGAAAAAUGGGCUGAAGAAUGGGAUGAAAAAGCGAAGAAUCAGGAAGGUUUUGUGAAACCUCCACUUUUUGGAGUGCCAUUUUCGUUGAAAGAAUGUGUUCCGAUUAAAGGAUAUGAUCAAACAAGAGGAUUUGUGCAAGAUACUUUUAGGUAGGUUUGGAACUUUUUUUGUUUUAGAAGAGUACUGUAGCAACUUUAUUCGGGAUAUUCCUGACAAUGAAAGACAAGUUUUCCACGUUCUAACCUUUUUCUAAAUUUCUUUACAGUCCAGUUUCAAAUCAGUUUUUUUCAAGAACUUAUUUCUCAAAAAGUUAAAUAAAUCUAAAAGCACGUUAUCAAAAAUAAUAUUAUUGAAUUAAAAAGACGUGAGAAAUAAAAAAAGUAGGUCAAUUGACGUGGAUUUAAAAACAGUAUAGGUAGCCAUGUCGUCAGUUGCGAUGCGUGUGAGCGACACGUUUUUAGAAAUGAAAAUUUGGAAAAUCCAAUGGAAAAUAUCGAGGUCAACACGCAACGCAGAACCGCAUCGCAAUUGACGACAUGGCUACCUACUCAGGUAGCAGCUUGCCCAUGGACUGCCCCUUACUCUGCCCUUAGAGCAGGUUCUAAGGGCUGCAUUGGAGCAUUUAAGGGGCAAUCUUUGGGCAUUUCAAUUAAAUAAGGACAUCACGUUUUAAAUUCAAAUUAAUUCAAGCCACGUAAAAAAAGCAUUUUCACUAAUUUUUCUUGUUUCCAGCUUGGAAAAUUGAAGCCUAGGCCCAAAAUCGGGCAGUUUGGAGGGGCAGCCUUCAUCAAAAAGGAGCAGCCUUCAACUAAAUACAAGAAAACAUUUUUAUAAGUGUUUUAGAAGUAAAAGUUUUAUUAAACGAAAUAACAUGGAGAGAUGCACUUCAGCUAGAUCAUACUCUGCUUCUCAUUGUAAAAUCAAAUUUUCACAUAAGUUGAUAAUUUAUUUUUCGAGCAUUCGUGAAUUUUCUAGGUGAUUUGACCGAACUUGUAUAAUUCAAAGCUGCAACGGUUGAAGCAGUUGAUCCAACAUAACUUUUUUGGGAAUCGGAUAAAUUUAUACAUGUUUUGGAACACAUCUAAUUCAUAAAAAUCCAUUUAACAAUCACAGUGAUAAUCCCAGAAUCCGCUCCACUAUAUUUGAAUUGAUAACUUGCUUACAUUGUUUUUCUUUUCUAAUAGAUGUUUGAGUGUCAUCGAAAUAGUUUGAUUUAUUCGCUAUUUUCUUGGCUAACAGAAUAUCAUAAAUGAGAAGAAAUUCCGAUUUCGAAACAGGACACAUAUCAAAACUAGGUCACGUUAUGAAAAAUAGCUAUAAAUUUAUUUUUCCCAUUAAAAAAUUUGCCCUUAGGGCUUGCCCUAGGUGCAUUUAUGGGGCAACAGCUUUCCUAAGGGCAGUCCAUGGGCAAGCUGCUACCUGAGUAUACUGUUUAAAAAAAAGACGUCACUUGACCUACUUUUUUUAUUUCUCACGUGUUUUUAAUUUAACAAUAUUCAAAAAAAUUUAAUUUCUAUAAUUUUUUGCAGGCCAACACCAGUAGAUUCAGUUCUUGUCGAACAACUCAAACUUCUCGGAGCAAUUCCAUUUUGUCAAACAAAUGUUCCUCAAUCUCUUCUCUCAUUCAAUUGCUCAAAUCCAGUUUAUGGUCUCACAAAACAUCCAUUAAAUCCAGAAAGAACACCCGGAGGAUCAUCUGGAGGUGAAAGUGCACUUUUGGCUGCAAAUGGAAGUGUUAUUGGAAUUGGAGGAGAUGUUGGUGGAUCAAUUAGAAUUCCGUGUGCAUUUACUGGAACUGCUGGUAUAAAGCCAAGUCAUUUGAGAUUUUCUCAUCGUGGAGUUUGUGGAAGUGUUCCAGGAAGGCCUUUGAUUAAUUCGAAUGAUGGACCAAUGGCAAAAGAUAUCAAAACAUCUAUUGAACUUUUGAAAAUCUUAUGGAAUGAUACAUGGAUUUCAGGUAUUUUGAAUACGGUUUCCAGAAGAAUUUGUUAUUCAUUUUUCCUUUUUUCAGAUCAAGAUCCAUAUGUUCCACCAGUUGUUUGGAAUGAAAAAGAGUUUUCAAAAACAAGUCCACUUCGAAUUGGUUAUUAUAUUGAUGAUGGAUGGUUUACACCAACACCAAUGGUCCAAAGAGCAGUUUUAGAAGCGAAAGAAAUAUUGGAGGCUAAAGGACAUAUUUUGGUACCAUUUAGAGUUCCGAAUGCAUACAAUGUUAUGUUUAUGUUUUUGCGAGCUGUUUGUGUGGAUGCUGGAAGCUUUUUGUCGAGAAAACUGAUGAAUGUAAGUUUGGACUUGGAACUGGAACUUGGAGCAGGGAGAUUUGAAUACUUCGAAAAUGUUUAUCAUGAGCAAUCCAUAAAUUUCAGGAUAUAAUCGAUCCACUUCUUUAUACUCAAGUUCUUCUUUGGAUGAUUCCACUUCCAAUUCAACGAUUAUUUGCAUGGAUGGCAAAUGUGUUUUUCCCACGACUUGGAAAUAUAAUGAGAGCAAUGACUUUGAAUACUGCACAACUUCGUCAAACUUAUGCUGAUAUUGAAGCAUAUCGAAGUGAAUUCACACAAUUAAUGAAAGACAAAAAUAUUGAUGCUCUUUUGUGUCCACCUACAGUAACCCCUGCUUUACCUCAUGUUAUGGCAUCAAAACUGUUUACCGCAACAAGUUAUACGGGAAUAUUUAAUUUGCUUGAUUUUGCUGCUGGAGUUGUUCCAGUCACUCGAGUUUGCAAGGAAGAUUUGCAAAAAUUGGAGGAUGAAUAUGAAGAACAUGAUUUGUGGUAUAAAAUUGCGAAAAAUGGAUCGAGAGAUAGUUUGGGAUUACCAAUUGCAGUACAAGUUGCAACACCUCCUUUUAAAGAGGAAGUUUGUUUGAGAAUUUUGCGGGAUAUUGAACAAGAUGCUAAAUUUCAGUGA